Molecule: messenger RNA, 10267 nt
Organism: Pomacea canaliculata
Lineage: Eukaryota; Metazoa; Mollusca; Gastropoda; Architaenioglossa; Ampullariidae
Exons: 6
Coding region: 11-2395 (794 amino acids)
Cellular component (GO): membrane; cytosol
Source: RefSeq, a predicted model, not a curated record
GGUCUUAAAAAUGGCGGUCGCUAAGGCUGUCGUGUUUUUAUUUGUGUUUUCGUCCGUUUGCUACUGCCAUGACAAUAGCGCAUUGUUACAUAAAGUUAUGGAAGCAGUCGAAAAACUGUUAGGUUUUUACGAGGCUAACUACCAGUUUCUGAAUCUUGACGGACUUUACGGCCUUAAAGUGCUGGAAGGUCAAGUGCAAAUUUUGCUGGAAGAACAUACAAACGGGCAUCACCAUCACCUUAGCUCCCAGAUUGUUGAACGCCUGGAACUUGUACAACAAACUUCUGCUCAUGUCAGUAAGCUCGCUCUUGUGCCAGUCCACCAUGAUGAUGAAGCUUACUUCAACGACCUCUCUCUCCUUGUGAAAACACCAUGGCGCAAUUUUAAGCCCCAUCGUCAGAUUGUGCCUUCCAAGCGCUGGGAAAUUCCCAUCUAUCAUCUAGCUAAAAAUGUGAGGAUAGAAGAGGGCUUCAGUAAUGCCUGCAUGAUGGAGAUGACACAUCCUGAUGCAAAUGGUGGCUUCAAGUGUGCAUUGUCUCAGAACUGCUCUGAUAAAAUGACCAAGCGUGGACUGACUGAUUAUGGCAUCACUCACCAACUUUUGUGGACAGCUCUUGCAGAAAAAGUUGGUUGUGAGAAAGAGAUAACAGUUUUGCUGCAAAAUUCUGGCUUUUCUAGUGUUGAUGAAUUUCAGGCUGAGUUUUGCACAAACAACUUCUUUGAGAUGCUUGCUGUGGUUCAUGUCUACAUGAAAGGAAAGAUUCAUACAAACUACCAAGAUCUGUUUUUGGAACAACAGUUUGUCUGUCCAAACAUGGGCUUCUAUGAAUUUCUGAAAAAGGAUUACCUGGACCAGAUUCUGAGGUGGCAGAUGCCAUCAGGCUGUUUUGGUGAAGAGAUUGAGCCACCAAACAAAGUUGGUGCCAUUCCACCUGAACUAGAUCUAAAAAAACUCUUUGCUUCCAAGAAUCCUGAAGGUGUUGCAGCAAACAUGGAAGAAUUUCAAAAGCAGCAGCGACAAGUUAAACCUCAAGGCAGCAAGCUUAAGUACAACAGUGAAAGAGGACUAGAGAGAGGCCCACGGCUAAAAAAGUUAACAGAUUUGCAGAGACAGAAUGGAAAUGCUCAAGAUGUUGAAAAAACCAAUAUAAGUAUGCUGCAUGAAGGUCAAGACAGGAAGAACAUUCUUGGUUUUCAGAACAAGGCAGUGCCUUUACAGCAGCCUGCAGCAGCUGUAAAUCUACCAAAACCUGAUGUUGAGAAUGACGAUAAUGAUAUAAAAAGGUUUCCUGCAAAGCGAGGUGCACAGGAGCACAUGGUAGUAAACAAGCAGGAAGAGAGAGUACCUGUGGAGUAUGUACACAAAUUCAGAGAAGAAAACCUAGGCCAGGAGGCAGCUCUUAAUGCUGGUGGCAUUGCUCAGAAGCUGCAGGUAAGGAAGAUGCUCAGCUACCACACUUCAUUUGGCGGCAGGAGGAGACUACUCACCGAAAAAGACAUGCCAGGAGGAUGUCUUGCUCACAAGUCUGGUGUGGCCGCUGGAGCGCUGGUCAUGUACUUGCGUUACCUCAUUGAUCCAGGACCUCUGGAUCUUGUCUCACCUCACGAUUUUUUCUUUGACAGCCACCAAAAUAUUCCUGAAGGUGGUGAAGUCUACAAGACGUUCAUGAGCAAACUUGAAGAACUUCACCAGCAAAGUCAGUCAUGGAAGGAAAGCAACCAGAUCAGGCAGAAUGCUGUGGUACCAGGGGACCAGAAUGUUGGAGAUGAGAACGGAGAAGAAGAAGAAAAUGAGGAAGAGAAUAUGCAAGACUAUGAUGACAAUGAAGAAAUGUACCCAGAUGCUGGUGGAGGACUCGGCCAGCAAGAAAAAAAGAGGGUGGUUCAUUUUGGGGCCAACAAAGGAGUGUUGCUGAAAGACAAUGUGGCCAAUUCAUAUGACAUCAAAGAUGAGGAGGAAUACGUUGAUGAUAAUGAAGAUGAGGAGGAAGAAGGUCCAGAUUACAUCAAGAGAGUGAAAGGUGAUGAUGAUGAUGGUGGAGGUGAUGCUGCAAAAAUUGAUGAAGAAAACCAGCAAGAAGACGAUACAGAGUAUACAUAUUAUGAUGACAAUGACAAUGCGGAUCAAGAAAUAAUCAAGAAGCAUCGACCACAACCACAGCCUGAGCAUGGAGCUAGAAUUCGAACUCAUAAUCGCCACCGAAGCAGUUCUAUUAACAGCAGCAACAGUGACUUCCUUGGGCAGCCUGAUUCUCCUCCCACUAAAACUGUCAUACUGCUUUUGUCAGCUUCUUCUGUUCUUCUGAUCAUUUUUAUCUACAGGUUUAUAAAAAAGCGCCGCAUACACAUUCGAUACAAUUCUAGGGCCCACUCAAGAGGAUUUUUUCGACUGUGAUAAUAAUCUUGAAACAUUACAUUGUCUUUUUUUCAGUUGGCUCGGGAUAUUCUUAAUGGUUUUCUUUAUGGGAAGAGGUUGUGUUGGGUAAUCAUGAGUGAAAUUUAGAGGUAUGCAAAAGUAUGCAUGGAUGACCAGUUGUUAGCCAAGGUUUACAAAAGUGUUUAGGCAUUUCCCACUUGCAUUUGCAAGACAUUUGAUUUUGCACUGACUUUGUUUUGUUCCUUUUAUUUGACUUCACUUAGAGCACAUUACUCAUUAAUAGAUCAUGAAAUGGUAACAUUCUGUGAUGCAAAUGUUAUUAUCUAUACAGUUUCAUUUUUAUACUUUAAUUUUAUACAUAAGAGAUGUAAAAGAUCCUCUACUGCCAGAUAAUCUUAUAAACCUAGAUGAAGAGUGCAGUUUUCUGUCAAAUCAACUAAGAAUUUUGUUGUAUUUCAACACCCAUCAUGACUUACUUCUGAAAUGAUUGUGAGCACACUUUUUGUGAGUAUAAUCCUUUUACCUCUACUUAUGUCCUUUUAUUGAGUCUUGCCUUUUAAACAGGUCUGCAUAUACCACUUUUAGGUUGGUCAAUUUACAUCACUUGUAAUUUUGGCUGUGUGUAUGGCACUUAGUAGAAAUAGAGUAUAGUUUAAAAUGAUGCUUCCUACUACAUGAAAAUUUGUCUUCCAGAAAAUGUUUAGUUACAGUGUGAAACACAUAACUUUUUCCCGUGUGUUAACUUUUUUUCCUUUCUUUAGUAAUAGUAUUACCAACAAAUUUUUCAAGAUAAAUAAUGAAAAAGUUAUAUUUUUAACAUGUACAAUGUGUGUCAGAACACACUUUAGGAAUCUUUUUUUGAAAAAUUUUUAUAUCGCUUGUUCAUUUUACACAUUAUGCUGUCCUUGAACUGCUUUUGGGCAUGGACUCUUUCUAUAUGUGGUUUAUCACAUUGUUUUAUAACUCUCAUCUCAGUACAGGGUGCUUUAGCAGGAGGGUCUAAGCAGUUCUUUAUUUGUUUAUAUAUAUAUAAUGCCACUUACAGUGGCAGCUGAAAGAUAACUCAUGGGGUUCUGCUGUCAUUACACAGUACAUAUGAAAUUUAUGGCUGAAGAUUUAACAUGAUAAAACUGUUAGUGUUUGAAUAAAGUUCAAAACAUUUUAUUAUGUUUCUGCUUUAUUAGGAAAACACAUACUAGGGAUCUUUCAUUUUUAUACCAGAUUUUUCUUCACAACAUAUUCAUAGAUCAUGAGCAUUUGAACUAAGAAAACAAAUGAGAUUUUAUUAUGUUUUUUAUAAGUUAGUGUCAGUACUUUAAACUCGUAAUGCCUUUAUUUUUAAGAAAAAUGUAGAUAUAUUUUACCCGACAGUGAUACAGAUGUCAAAAGAACUAGAACAGAGAUGUUUUAUAAUCAGUGAUCUAUUGUUUGAGCCCUUUUUUUUCUCGCUAUGUGUGUGUGAGAAUGUGCAUGUAUACUUGCAGGUGCUGGUGUGCAUGUGUGUGUGUAAAGUACAAGGUAGAAAAAAACAUGUGGUUUAGGUAUAUUUGAAAAUAUUUACAUGCAUAUGUGUGUGUUUGUGUGCAUGCAUGAAACAUGCUUUCUGCUUUUGAUGUAUAUAAUUAUAGCAGAGGCUGUGCGAAAAUCCUUCUUGUGUUCAUACUCAUCUGUUAUUCUUUUUAUGUAUAUUAUUUGUUAACUUGGUUAUUAAUCUUGUGAGUUGAACAGUUUUUGUGUGUUCCUGUUAUCUUCAUCAUUUUUAGUUUCAAUUAAUUUUGUUGUUGCUUCACUUCAUUUUUAUAUUUGAUGGCUAUUUGACUUUUUCACUCCAUAUCUCUCCUUAUGUGUGACAUGCUGUUCUUUUAAGUAUAAAGCAUUAUGCAGUAUUAUAAUAAUUAACUGCUGCAUGCAUUUGCGUGAAUGUUUACUUUGUAACUUUUCUUCCAAAGAUGCCUGUUAUUUGCUCUCUUUUCUUUAAUAAAAUGUCAGCUUUUAAUCACUAAUUUAUUUACUAUUCCAUCUACCUCCACCUAAAAAGAAAAAAACAAACAAAAAUACAUAGAACAUAAAAACAGAUAAUAUACUUCACGAUAUGAUCCAUUUCAGAUUGUGUAGAUAUUACCUAUCACUUUUGUUAGCAGAACAUUCGGCUGUAGUUUGCUCAUGAUCAUUGUGUGCUUACCUACUUGAGGCAAUCAGUAUCAUCAUCAUCACUCCCUUAAUUGGCGCUAGCUGGAAACAGAGCAAGCCAGCACACCUUAGGACUGACCUGCUAGUACCUGUUGUCAAUGAGAUGCAGCAAUGGCAAGGGCUUGCCGUUGAGGCCAAUUGUGAACCAAGAGGGUGGCCUUUCCACUUCACUUUCUUUUUUGUUUGUUUGUCCGUUUACCUCAGCAUUGCCCUCCCUGCACAUAACCAUGGAAGACCAACUUCAGGAGGGUGUUAUGACUAGAGGUUGAAUUAUGCCAGAUUUUGUCAUUUGACGGUGGUGAGUAGUGUUUUCUGGGGUCCCACCUUGGUGGUGACUGCACUGUAUAUGAAGUCAUUUGUUUUGUACUCUUUAUAAGAGAUCUGGAGCGCUCUCCUUGAGCAUUUGGUUUCAAAUGAUUGGAUCUGUCUCCGUAAGCAAACAGUCAUACAGCAAGAUGUAUUGGACGGUAAAGCUGACAUUUUUGCUGUCCCAUAUUUGAUUCAGUCUAACAUUGUUGCGAUUCUGAGGCAAAUUUCUGCCACACAGUCACUUUCCUAGGAGAUUAUAGCACCCAGGUUCCUGAAACUAUUUAAAUCUUCAAGCUGUACUCUGUUGAUGAAGAUCUCUGUUUUUCCAUGUCAGAUGAUGCUCACCAUGACUUUGCUCUUGUCCGUGCUAAACUCUCUCCUGUAUUUACCAACUCUGCUUGCCAGUUUGUAAGUUCCAGCCACUCAUUGUUGCUGCUUGGUGUCAUAUCUAUUUCAUAAACAAAGCAUAGGUCACAUGGCUUCCUGCCAACAGAUGCAGAGGUAUGAUGAUUGUGAAGGGUGUCAUCCAUCAUACUCUCCAGAUGUUACACAAUAGAGACAAAGGGGAACCCUGGAGAAGGCCCACUGUUGCAGGUAAGAGCACUCCCAUCUGGCUGUUCAGGAGUUCUGAGCCCAAUAGUCCAAAGAAGACCUUCCUCAAUAUUGAAUUUCCGCAUCAUGUGUCACAGUUCCUUGUGUUAGACUUCAUCAAAAGCCGCCUUAAAUUCAUUGAAGUUAUAGUAGAGAUCCUUGCCAUGCUGUAGAUACUUAUCAAUGAGGAAGUGACUGUUGAACAUUUGGCUUAUUGUUUAAUAGUUCUGGCACAGCUUGCUGUUUCCUUUCUUUGGGGGAAGUCCAGUGGCACAGUGGUUAGCGCCUGUCUCCAAUGCAGUGAAGGUUGGCUGUUCUCGGUUCAGCUCUUGUCUCGAGCAUGCUGUUCUUUCUCAACAUGUGGCAUCUGUUUACACAAUAUAUCCUCAGUUGCUGGCUCGGAGUACAACACCAAUCCCUAACCCCGCCUUUCUUCGUAAGAAGUAGGAACUUGAAGCAAAUAUUAGGUGAGUACAUUUUUAACUCUACAGGGUUCACUGCAAUGCGAUGGACCUAGAUCAUAAAAUAUAGUGUAAAGCUUCUCAAAAGUAUAGAAAUUAAAAGACACAGAUAUGUAUGGACACAGAUAUGCAUGUCUAUGCAGGUUAUUAACUUUUGCUUUAAACAGGUUAAAAUUUAAUCUAAAGUGAAAUCUAUCAUAAUUGUUUCCAGAGGUAUCUCACCAUCUCAGUUUAUCAUAUGCUUUAGCAUCAUCAUUAUUACACAUUUAUUACAAUUUUCUUGUGAAAUAUCUUGUAUUUUCGUUUACUUUUGCCGCCUUUUUGGGUGUUGGGUGGGAGAGGGACUGGUGGAAAUGAGGAUAGAUGUUGUUUGAGUGCUUUAAUUUGACAUAAAUACUUCAAGUACAUUUUUUUCAAAGUGACAAAAUUAUCUACUAUAUUUAAACCUUUAAUUGCUACAGUAAAUGAAAAUAAUCAGCAUUACAAUCCUAAUUUCACAUAUAUUUUUGCUGAGGUAAUUGGGAUCUUGUUUGUGUUUUCUUGAGACAGUAACCAUUUUUCUUUAGCUGUAGGAUAUUUGUUCAACAUGUAUCAAAGUUUAAACGUGGGAGAUAUGUGAGCUGUGCAAUAAUUUUCCAAUAUUCUAUUAAUGUCACAGGUCUCUGGGGUUUUUUUUUUGUGUGUGGUUACUAUUAUUAAGGAUGUCUUGUUUCAAUCACUUUAGAUGUGUGUACUGUGCAAAUGCUUUCAUUCAUUGGACUACUUUCUACACUGAAAUCACUUCCUUGGCUCAACCUGUUCAUUGACUGGUGCAUUUCACUUUCUCUCCACAUUGUCUUCUUAUGGAAAGAAAAUUUUAUAUUCUUGCAGCUUUCUCAAAACCAAGUUGCUUCAUAGAGAUGUUGUACCAUGUUUAAUGUAUUCGGUAUCUAGUUUUUUGUUGAUUAUGUAAUCUAUAGAAAUGAUAAAGAACUCAGUGACCUAAUACUUCAAUCAACUACUGCUUGGAAAAAAAUGCAUUUAAGAGAAAUGAUGAUAAUGAAUGAUCGAAAAAAUAGUGAACGACCAGUUCACAACAUCGAUAAUUUGCCUGAUUAAGAAUAUGUACUUGUUUGUUUUCAUGAAACUUAUAUAGGAAAGAAACUAUAAUUUUAAGCCUUUUUACAUUGCAACACAUAUUUGUGACUAACUUAAUGGUAUUUUAACCUCCAUAUUUGCUAAGAUCAGAGUUCAUAUGAAGCUUGACCAAUUGUGGUAUAAACGUCCAUUGCUAAUCAUAAGUUUGUGUUUUUACCUAAUAAUGAUCAAUAUCCUUCACAGUCUUUGCUGCCCCAUCUACAUUAGUCUGAAAUCACAAUUACAUGAAAGCACUUCCCCCCCCCCCCAAACAAAAAAAUUUUUAAAAAUAACACUCUUUGGCUUGUUGCCUUGAUUCUGCUGCUGAUGUAAUAGAGUAUUGAAAGAAAUAUUAUUGCAUUUUGAAUUAUGACUCUUAACCAUUGAAAAGUAAAUUGAAAAAUUUUCUUACUUAAAAACUCCACACUCUGGUAAAGAUUUGAAAUUAAGUAUUUUGUGUGGGUGGGUGUGCAUCUAUUAUGUGUGUGUGAGAGAGAGAAGACAGAUACAUGAAUAGUACACUCUUGCCUUGUUAUCUCACCACUAUCUUAAGCACACCAGAAGUUUGUUGAAAAGCUUAGUUGGUAGUAUACAGUUUGUCCAGUAGUGUGAUUAGAAUGUUUUGUAUCUUAAAUGUUGAUACUGUAUUUUAGUACACAAAAAUGUUGUUAUAAAAAGUAGACAAAAUUUAUGUAUUAUUUAGAUAAAGUAAAUUACAUAUUCCUGACGAGAUAGGAAUGUAGGUUUGUCUACUGUCUUAGUGCCAGUAUUCCAUGUCUCAUUUAAUCAUUCACAAACCAUGAGCAUCAGCUCCAGUUUGUAAUAUCUAGAAUGUAGAGGUGGUGACAUAUUUUAUGUGUGAGAAAGACAUGAGAUCAGGCUGGCAGCUUUAAAAAUGUAGCAGGGUAAGAUGCGCGUGAUCUCCCAAUCUUUCUACUAGAACAAAACACAACACUUUCAUGGGCUCUGGAUCGUUUUACUCCAAUGCCAGUUGAUAGUGCUGGCUAUGGCGAAACUCUACACAACUCUCUGUAAAAUGUGCUCCCACCUCUGCUCUCUCUCCUCACGUUCUGACCACUCGCCUCUUCACCCGACCUUCACUCUCUACUUCCCCAAACACCCGCACACCUACAUCCUAUCGCUAGUCGACCCACUCCUGCUAUCCUUCGGUCACAGGGUUGUCACCCGGUCAGUAAUUACCCCCCAUCGCCAGCUUGUGUGUCCUGUGUGCAUGUGUAUGCCAUCUUCCAUCCUACUUCUAUACAAUGUUCCAUACUACCAUAAUAACAUGGCAAGAUGUGCUGGCUAGAUUAACAAGGCAAGACUUUGCACAUGGGCCAUUCAUGUGCCCAUUCCACAGCUAGAGAAGACAAACACAAAAAUUAUUUACUUAUUGAAUAAAACACUUGUGAAAGGAAGGAGAGUGCAUUACUAAGCCUAGGUAAACAUAGAAAAAGAAUAUCAAAUAUUGCUGCAUCACUUGAAAAAAAAAAAUUAGCAGAGUUUAGAAGUAUUGCAGAUAUUUUGUUCACUGAAAGGCAGUAUAAUAUUAGAAACACAACAGAAUACAUGUUUUUUACUCAGGAGAUGCUCUGAAAGAAAGUUACUUGUCAAAGAUUUUUGUUUUUCCAUUGCUUCUGCUACUCCAUGUUCAGCAGGGCUAAGAAGAUCCAGUGUAGUAGUAUUCUGACAUUUUGUGUAUCUAGCAUCUGAUGUUUAGCACAUGCUAGGUACUUCUUUAGUGUGUUAAUACAAUAACUGUGCAUGCCUGUAAACAUCUUAAAAUUGUUUUGGGGGUUUAAAUGGUUGUUCAUUAAUGGGUUAGGGUUUGUUGUGUGUUUGUUGGAAUUCACAUUCAGAACAUCUGUAUAAAAGAGUGAUUGAUGAAAUAACAUGUGUUAAUUUGUCUUCCAUUUUAUGAAUAGUACUUUUAUUUAGGAAUCAGACGGAAACAAAUCAUCAGUGAAGUACAGUAUAAUAUUUUGUUUUUCCCAAAUGGGGAAUAUCAUCAACUCAAAAAAAUGGUUAAUCAUAUUAAUAACAAAACUUUGAAAAUUAAACAAAUGAAGCUGCAUGUUCUUUGUAAAUAUUAGUUGAACAAAUCUAGGCUUACUUGAGCUGCUGAUUCAUGUUCACUUAUCAUGAACUCAGCUGACUUGUCAGUGAAGUGUUUACUGCAAGAGUUUGAUAAUCUUCACUGUCCAAAAGGAGCCAUUGUUUGAUAAUCUUCACUGAGCCCAAAGGAGCCAUUGUUAUGACAUGUAUAGUCUGCUGCUUACCAAUCUUUGAACUGCAUUAUAAUACCCUCAAUGGACAUUGAAAAAAAAAGAAGAGAACAACAGGCCUAAAGGAAAAUAGACAGAUGGCUGACAUAGUCUAUAUGCUCAGAAAAACCUUACCAACAAGGCAAAUCACACAUUUCAUGAUAGGCUUCAGUUUUCUGGUGAACCGUGAUUUUGGAAUGCUACUAUAACAUGGGUUUAAUGUUACAAGUUUUCAUGUGUAUUUUACUGUUGUAUCUGUCUAGUGAUUGUGUGUGUGUAUAUACAGUGACAUAAGUAUUUUUUUUCACUUUGGCUCAAUGCAGGUGAUGUCCUAAGAGGUGGGAUGGUGUUUUGGCUGGGGAAGAAAGGUGUGAGGAUCAGUGAACGGUGUGGUCAAAACUGUGAGAGAAAUCAAUUACUGAUUUUCAUCUCUUGAAAGCUAGAUCGCUUUUUUUAAAUGCUGUGUCACAAUGUUAACGCACUGGGUCCAGAUAACAACAACAGAUUUAGUGCAACCACAGCAGUGGUCAGAUUUACGCAGUAAACAACAACCUGGGUCCAGUGAGUUAAACAAUUUCAGGAAACAAAAGUAAUUGCAGUAUUUAUGUUAAUUUUAUUAACAAUUUUAUUUUUAAGUUUCACGAAGAUUUAAAUUGUGAGGUGAUCUUUCAGGCACAGUAUCAGUGAGUUUGUAAUUUUUUUAGGAAGAAUGUUUUCAAUGUUGUGCUGUCUUUUAAACCUUCAACAUGGUUGAGUGCUUUAAGUUUUAAUGCAAAGUAAUCUUGCAUUCAGUACUAGGUGACUAUGAUGUUUGUUUUAACUGAAUUUUCUAGAGGUGAAACAAAAAGAAGGUGGUAGUUAUUAAUCUGUAUCAAAAACUACUGUAAAAAAGCAUAUAAAGCUGACUCUGAAAGUUAUUGUGCUUUUGGAUUUGAUGAAAUAAAUUUGCCUUAAUUGGA